AUGGUGGAAAAAGGUAUCGAAAUUUUUAUUGAUGACUUUUCAGUCUUUGGACACUCUUUUGAUGGAUGUUUGACUAAUUUGGAAAUGGUUCUGAAAAGAUGCGGGGAGCCAAAUUUAAUAUUAAACUGGGAGAAAUGUCCCUUUAUGGUGACAGAAGCACUAUGCGCUCGUUAUGGAGUUCAUCAUCAAAAGGCCAUGUUUUAUCAUCCACUUGCUAAUGGUCAAGUUGAAGUGUCAAACCAGGAGAUUAAAAGUAUUUUAGAGAAAACUGUAAACACGUCAAGGAAAGAUUGGUCGAAAAAGAUUGAUGAUUCACUAUGGGCAUAUCACAUAGCAUUUAAGACUCUGAUUGGUAUGUCACCAUAUCGGUUAGUGUUCAGGAAGAAUAGGCUUCUUGAGUUGAAUGAGCUUGAUGAAUUUCGAAAUGAAGCUUAUGAAAAUGCAAUGAUUUAUAAAGAAAAGUCUAAGGCUUUUCAUGAUAAAAGGAUAAUUAGAAAGGAUUUCCAAUCGGGAGAUAAAGUGCUGUUAUUUAAUUCUAGAUUGAAGCUGUUUCCAGGAAAACUAAAGUCUUGA
Messenger RNA from Humulus lupulus (European hop), 573 nucleotides. RefSeq lists its product as uncharacterized. The record is from RefSeq and is a predicted model, not a curated record. The transcript has 3 exons. Gene Ontology annotation, molecular function: nucleic acid binding. Gene Ontology annotation, biological process: DNA integration. Bases 1 to 573 code for a protein of 190 amino acids. Lineage: Eukaryota; Viridiplantae; Streptophyta; Magnoliopsida; Rosales; Cannabaceae.